This is a messenger RNA of Salvia miltiorrhiza (redroot sage), 566 nucleotides long. RefSeq lists its product as uncharacterized. The transcript is spliced from 2 exons. Bases 100 to 345 code for a protein of 81 amino acids. NCBI's taxonomy places the organism in Eukaryota, Viridiplantae, Streptophyta, Magnoliopsida, Lamiales, Lamiaceae. The record is from RefSeq and is a predicted model, not a curated record. Gene Ontology annotation, cellular component: mitochondrion.
CACCAAAAUAAAUGUUUUGAAUGGGCUGGAGCAAGUACGCUAGCCCAGUGGUUCAGAAGUAAAUGUUUUGAAGUUAGAGAGAGAGAGAGGAGGAGGAAGAUGGUUGUAGCGUUGGAUUUGCAGGAUUUCCUUCUGCGAGCUAGGGUUCUUAAGCUUUACAGACAUGCUCUCAGGAUUUCGAGGAGAGCCCCGCCUGAUUCUAAAGAUGAAGUGAGACAGAUUAUCAGACAAGAGGUGGAAAACAACAGGACUUGCAAAGACAAACAGAGGAUUAAGUUUUUGAUCAGUGAUGGACAGGAGAGGUUGAAGCGGUUAGAUGAGACGCUCGAUAUGCAAGGACGUUAAUGUUAGUUAAAGAGUCUUGAACCUUUACUAAUCUUGCUCACACACUUUUUGUGCUGAAGAUGUAAUUUGCUCCACUUUUUUUUUUAUUGGAUAAACAGAAAUUUUAAAGACAGCAUAACAUUUGUUCUACUUUUUUUAGUGUACAAGAUGUUAUGUAUACAUUGACAAAACAAGUCCUGCAAUUAUUCAUUGAACCUAGAAUCUUUUGGAGUUGCCUAAAA